ACGUCAUAAUUGAUUCUGCAAUAUUCGUCCUGGAUACCAUUCAGUGAGACACAGAGAACGUUUGUUGAUGAUUAUUUUUACAGACAGAAAAUGCCAACUUCUCCGAAGCCGUCCAAGAUCUUCUUUUCUAAAGUAUCGCCACUUCCAGCACAUCAGACUGAUGUCGAGGAUUCCAUCACGCAACAAAGGUGUCCUGUGGAACUAUUCCUGGCAAAGCGGGGAUUUCAGCAAUCCAAACUGAACUUUUUGACCUCAGUGGUAGAGACUUAUGACGCAGAUCUAGAGUUCGGAUGGCAGAGCAGCCAACGCCAGUCACUGACCCUAAAAAACGAAACAAACAACAACGGUAGUCCGAAAGAUGUUGAGUCGGAUAAAGAUCUCGACAGCGCAAGUACGUCCAACUCUGGUUCAGGUAUCAGUAUGGUUGGUAAGAAGGGCAAGAUCAAAGCAUUCCGGAAGGCUCUACGCAGGCUCGUGAACAAGUCCAAUAUAGUCCAGCCAAAACACUACUUGUAAUGACAAAAUACAAUGGGUUCAAAGAACGCGUUUAUUUAGAAAAAAAUGUGUAAAACAUGUAUUUGAAAGGCGACAUAGAAGUGUGUUCUUGCAUGCAUUUACUUAUUCGUUGAGUUGUAGAAGAAGCUGAAUAAACAAUAAGUCAGAUAUUUAUAUUUCUUUCUUUCCUCCUUUUACUUUUGUUAUCAUCUUUUCGAUAAUUAAACAUGUCAAAUCGAAGUAACAAAUUUACUUAAUUAUGACGUCAAUUUUCAGUAUAUUACGUCUAACGUGCAAGUUUACUAAUAUAUGACGUCAACAUUACGUUUCUGACGUCAUUGUGAAGACUAUAAAAUAGAACGUUUAACGUCACCGAAAAGGACUAUCAACAAUAUGUCUCCGAAGACUACGCUUCUAGUCAUGUGUGUACUACUAUAUUUACUGGAUGUUGCUGUGAGUUUAUGUGGUAAUGAAUGCCAGCGACAGUUGCGUGUAAAUCAUAUCCAAAAUUCCAAUGGUAUAAAUUCUUCAAAUAUUUCAAAAAGGAAAUGGGAGUCUACUAAGUCUCUUUUCCGUGUGAAGCGUAGUGUCCGCAGGUAUGGCAAAGGGAGCUGGCUUAAUGCGGUUAUUAGGAACACCCCUGAAAUGGAUAAGUUAUUUCCAAACCGUAUGAAAGAUAACCUUUUAGUUGUUGGUCUUUACCUAGCAGCUCAUAAAUACUUCGAAGUUGAUAGAAGAUACACGUUUUCGACGACUAAAUAUGAAGAUCGUAAAUUUUUCAAGCAUUUUCCAAUUCCACGCCUAAAGAAGCUCCACCCUACCGUGGAGAGAGAAUGUAACAAAGGUGCAUUUGAAUGCAUCACGCAUAUCUACAAAACCGCUUUGGUGUCCGGAUCACUAGCCAGCAAAAAAAUCUUAACCGAACACAAGAACUUGAAGAAGGGUUCGAUUCCACUUGAGUAUCCAUUUGACUCAGCAUUAGAGCAGUUCCAGUAUAGGACUACAGCCAGCUACUUCAUGUGUUGGUAUACGGAGCUCGGCGACGACCUUCUAGCAUUCGAAGAUGAAAAAGGCUGUUAUUUUAAUCUCGUCGGGAUUGUCCAGGAAGCGGUUGACGGCAAAGGAAUAUAUGACAUCAGGUCAGAAAUUUUGAAAUAUGAGGCUUCACUGAAAGAGAAACGCGUAUCUCCUCAUACUUGUCCUUAUUUAUGGUUCUGCCCGGACCCAUGCUAUGGGAGGAGUACCUUAGGAAAUGUUCGUCCUGGCAAAUACUUAGACGAUCCACUCAACCCGUGCUCGCGGCUGAAAGACCGUGCCUGUUUCUGGGAGACCGGCAAUAACAAAAACUUCGAGUACCUCAUAAAAAAUAGAAUUAACUAUACAUGUAAUUGUGAAAAUGAACGGAAGGGUUUCAUAUGGUCACCAAAAUAUAGUAUCUGUAUUGACCAAGACGAGUGUUAUAAUGACGUAGCGAACUGUUCAAGUGACAAAAUCUGCCGAAAUACUAUGGGGUCUUACAGCUGUAAGUGCCGUCGAGGAUUCAAACUGAACAACUCUACAGACAGGUGUGAUAGACACGCCUUGUUUCGUCCCAAGUCUCACGUGGGCAUGAAAGGGCGUCGUAAUAUACAACAGGAGGAAGAUCAGACAGGAAUCUGGGCAACUAUUGACCGUCUGUUUGGCCUGAAUUCAUCCUCAAAAACACAUUAUAGUGUAUUAUUGCAUACUUUGGUUACAUUUCUGUGUAUUGUGUUGCAGUAUAUUACAUAAUUUGAAAAGUCUCUCGUGAACUAUUUGUACCCGUGUACUGCAGAUUCAUAGGCAGAUCUAGAUGGGGUGGGGG
Molecule: messenger RNA, 2338 nt
Organism: Mizuhopecten yessoensis (Yesso scallop)
Lineage: Eukaryota; Metazoa; Mollusca; Bivalvia; Pectinida; Pectinidae
Exons: 3
Coding region: 889-2265 (458 amino acids)
Molecular function (GO): calcium ion binding
Source: RefSeq, a predicted model, not a curated record